This is a messenger RNA of Prorocentrum cordatum, 336 nucleotides long. The record is from the annotation of a GenBank genome assembly. NCBI's taxonomy places the organism in Eukaryota, Dinophyceae, Prorocentrales, Prorocentraceae.
AUGCUGCGCUCCAUCGCAGAUCAGCAGGGGCUCCUAGGCGUGGUCGUCUUCGGCUCCUCUGUGCGUCCAGGCGGCGUCGACCAGGGCCGGCUGGGAGACGGCUACUUUCUGUCGGCGCUGGCGUCCGUUGCGCACGCAUGUCCGAAGUGCAUCAUGAGCAUGUUCAUCCAGAGGCAGCAUGAGACAAAUGGAGUCAACAGCAAGUGGCUCCUAGACGGAGUGGAGAUGGAGGUCUCGGUUGACCACCUGGUCCCUGCGAAGUACGCCACCCCCCUACUUCGCACAGGUAUCGAACGGCGUCUUCUGGCUAAUCAUCCUGGAGAAGACCUGGCGUGA